CGCGUUGGAACGCGUCGGGCCCACUAUCGGCCAUUAGGUGAUGAUGCCAUGUCUCCAAUCUCCAACAUCUGUGGUCUCAUCACUUUCGACUCGCAUUGUGCAUAACGGCGCCCAACCAUUACAUCUGGGAGCACAUGGGUAGCGAAAUGCCUCUUCGCAAGUCAUCUCGAAAGGCGAAUGCGGCUAUUGUGGAAAGCAGUGUGACUAAAACCACUAUUUCAAAGGUCGAAUCUAAGACUCGAGCCGCCAAGCGCAAGGUUGUCGAAACUAGUCCCGAGCCCGAGAUAGCAUCAGAAGAAGACACGGAAAUUAAACAAGUGAAAAAGCGCAAGACUGUAGUGAAGCCAAAGGUGGAAGAGGAACAAUCCACUAUCGAAGAGCCCAAAACUGCUGCGCCCAAGAAGCAGAGGGCAACCAAAACCAAAGCUAAACCUGAAGAUAGUAUGCCGCUCGCAGAGCGCACCGCAAUUGCUUCCUUGAAGAAGGCUAUGCGGAUUGGCGCUCAUGUCAGCAGUGCGGGAGGCGUGCAUAACUCGAUCACGAAUGCCGUCCACAUCGGCGCGAAUGCAUUUGCGCUUUUCUUGAAAUCGCAGCGAAAGUGGCAGAAUCCACCCAUCACUGCCGAAGCACGGGAGGGGUUUCAUAACCUCUCUAAGACGCACAAAUUUGAAGUCCACCAACACUGCCUACCACACGGCUCUUAUCUUGUAAAUCUAGCACAGGUGGAGAAAGAAAAGGCGGAUCAGGCAUACGGCGCAUUUCUCGAUGACUUACAGCGGUGUGAGUUGCUAGGAAUCAGGCUGUACAACUUUCACCCGGGCAAUACAAAUGGCGACGCUCGCGACGCCGCGAUUGGACGCAUUGCAGCCCAGUUGAACAAGGCACACAAGGCAACGAAGACUGUCGUAACUGUUCUCGAGAACAUGGCCGGACAAGGGAACGUUGUUGGCUCGACAUUUGAGGACCUGCGCGACAUUAUCGCACUUAUAGACGAUAAGACCCGUGUCGGCGUAUGCAUUGACACAUGCCAUGCUUUCGCCGCAGGCUACGACCUGCGCUCGUCUAAGGCGUUCGCGGCGACAAUGGCGAAAUUCGAUGAGGUGGUGGGUACAAAAUAUUUACGAGCACUCCAUCUCAACGACAGUAAGGCGCCCUUUGCUUCCCACCGCGACUUGCACGCCAACAUCGGCACCGGAUUCCUCGGUCUCCGUGCCUUCCACAAUGUCAUGAACUACGACUCUCUCGCUGAGCUGCCCAUGGUUCUCGAGACGCCCAUCGACCGGCCUGGACCGGACGGCAAGACCAUCGAGGAUAAACAGAUCUGGGCAGACGAGAUCAAACUGCUUGAAAGCCUCAUCGGCAUGGACGCUGAAACGGCAGAGUUCGCCGCAUUAGAGGAGAAGUUGCAGGCGCAGGGCGCUAGCGAGCGCGCCAAGAUCCAGGAUCAGGUCAAUCGCAAGGGCGUCAAGGAUGCGAAGAAGACGAGCGCGAAGCCGAGAGGGAAGAAAAAGAAGACUGAGGAAGAUUCCGAAUCUGGAUAGUAAAUUUUCAAAGUUAUCAUCAUUGAGGCUACUUGUUUGCAAGCAAAGAACGAAGAAGGCUUGUGUAUAAAGAAUAAGUCUUAUGCUCUAUUCUAUGUGUGUAUAACCCUUGGGGAGAACUCGGUACAUAAUUUGAUGACGAGCAUUGGCGUCUGGGAUGGGAAAUGUAAAUAGGGACGAAAAAGGCUUGGUUUGUCACUUUUUGUUAGCAGCAAAAUUGAUAGAAUGUUUGGUAGCCUACAUUAAAUUUAAUAAUAACAGAAUGUCGACUUUCCCACGUAUGACAAAAGACUUAUAGAAGAAGAGU
Xylaria bambusicola is the source of this 1848-nucleotide messenger RNA. RefSeq names its product xylose isomerase-like protein. Gene Ontology annotation, biological process: base-excision repair. Bases 135 to 1541 code for a protein of 468 amino acids. NCBI's taxonomy places the organism in Eukaryota, Fungi, Ascomycota, Sordariomycetes, Xylariales, Xylariaceae. The transcript has 2 exons. The record is from RefSeq and is a predicted model, not a curated record. Gene Ontology annotation, cellular component: mitochondrion; nucleus. Gene Ontology annotation, molecular function: zinc ion binding; DNA-(apurinic or apyrimidinic site) endonuclease activity; DNA binding.